Tricharina praecox is the source of this 1035-nucleotide messenger RNA. Its product is annotated as transcription initiation factor IID, 31kD subunit-domain-containing protein. Gene Ontology annotation, biological process: DNA-templated transcription initiation; RNA polymerase II preinitiation complex assembly. The transcript has a single exon. The record is from RefSeq and is a predicted model, not a curated record. Lineage: Eukaryota; Fungi; Ascomycota; Pezizomycetes; Pezizales; Pyronemataceae. Gene Ontology annotation, molecular function: protein heterodimerization activity; transcription coactivator activity; RNA polymerase II general transcription initiation factor activity. Gene Ontology annotation, cellular component: SAGA complex; transcription factor TFIID complex. Bases 118 to 816 code for a protein of 232 amino acids.
CUUCACCAAAACGAACUCGCGAAUCGCGCAACAGUCCAGCCCAAACAUCCAACCUCCAACUUUCAAACCCACCACUGUCACUCACCAUCGUCACCCCACCACCAAACCUCGCCCGCCAUGACUAAUGGAAACGGCACCCCGGACGCUCCCGCUCCUCCCGCGCCAGCGCCAGCAGACCCCACGAUAGCAGCCGCCGCAGCUCCCGCCGACACAUCGAAACAGAACCCGUCGUCGCCUCCGAAACCACGCGAUGCACGCCUGAUCCACCUCGUGCUAGCGAGCAUGAACGUCACCGCCUACCAAGAGCGCGUCCCGCUGAUGCUGAUGGACUUCGCGUACCGCUACACGUCCGGCGUACUACAGGACGCGCUCCUCUUCUCAGAUGCAAUCAACGGCACGGCCAAUACCGGCUCUCAGAACCCGCCUUCGAUGAUCAGCAACGACGAUCUUAGGAUGUCGAUCGGCAGCAGAAUCAAUCAUCAGUUCAACACGGCGUUACCUAAGGAGUUUCUGCUGGAGAUUGCGCAGGAGCGGAAUCGCGUGGCGUUGCCGACUGUUGGCCCGGAAUUCGGCGUGCGGCUGCCGCCGGAGAAGUACUGUUUGACCGGCGUUAACUGGGACUUGAAGGCGGGCGGCGACGAGUGGAUGGAUGUCGAGGACGAUGAGGAUGAGGACGAACUGGGACAGAGCUUGGGAGGACCACCUAUUGGAAUGGGUGGAGGGAGUGUUGACACCAGGACGGAGGAGGGUGAUGAUCAGAUGGAUGUGGAGGACUUGUUUGGCGACGGAGGGGAUAGCAAUAUGGUCGAUGCAUGAGCUGUAGAACUAAAAGUGCAUGGCUUCUUGUCCGCGCAGUUCGGUGUCGUGGGUAUAUCUCAUUAUAGUGUUCGUAUUUUUUGUUUCAGCGCGAGUUAUGUUUUCUGGGUUUCUUUCUUGGGUUGUACGGGGCACCUAUCUCAUCAAGUUCAUGGAGUUAUUGGGCGCUAUGGUAUUGGUUGUGUGUAUCGAUCUCUACUUGCUACGUGUGUAGAGAAU